CCGUAAACAACGCCGCUGACUCAAGUCGUUCAAGUCGUUGCGGUGAUUUACACUUUUCGAAGAGAUAUGCAGAACAAGCGAUAAUUGUGCAAACUUGAGCCGCCGCCGCCGACUCGCACCACGUAAAGAAACACGUCGUUUUCUGCGACAAUCAGUGUUUUUUUGUCACUCCGGUUGGUUUAGUUUGAGAAAAGAUGGCUGAUGUUCAUACAGGUUUGUAAAAGUUUAGAAUAACUUGCAGCGUUUGCGAUGGUAAAGACUUUGUAGGGACUCGUUACGUGUGUCUGAUUUGCUGGGACUACGAUUUGUGCCAGAAAUGUUACGAGGAAAAACGUUGCACUGCCCGGCACCGGCCACACCAUCCGAUGCAGUCGGUUAUUAGUAGGGACGAUUUCUUCAAAUCCACUCAAAGUGCAGUCACUGUGGAUGAGGUUCGACUGUGUUGUCCAUUUUGCGGUGAACGAGAGUUGAAUCUGGCAGCGUUACUGCAGCAUAACCAGCAGAAUCAUGCCGAAGAGGCCGAAUCCGUACGAUGUCCGGUUUGUGUGACGUACAACGUUCCGGGAAACAGUCUGCUGGAUGGAUUGUUUUUGGAACAUCUGCGGAACGAGCACAGCGAGCUAGAUGAGGGUAUAUCCUGUACCACUUGCCAGAAGAAACCAUUUGCGGGGAAUCGCUACGCGUGUUUAGUGUGCCACAACUACGACCUAUGCGAAGAAUGUCACACUGGGAAGCGAUUCAGCAAACACCAUCUGCCUUACCAUCCGAUGCAGCAAAUUAUGCCCAAAGAAGCGUACGCAGUUCAGAAUCCACCUCCGGAAAGAAUCUUCCGGUGUCCAUACUGUGGAGACGGCGAGCUCAGCGCCAGUGGUCUCAGGGAUCAUUGCCAAGAACUGCACCAGAAUUGCCCAGGAAUCCGGGUCAGAUGUUCAAUCUGCGGCGUCUGUCGAGUUCCGUACAAAAACUUUACCCUCCUAAAGUGCUCUCUGCUGGACCAUUUGAGAGACUAUCAUGGAUUGAAAGGAGCUCCAGAACCAGAACCGGAAGUUAUCAGACCAAUUGAAUGUUCGAUAUGCUUUCUGGAGCUGGAGGCUGAGAUAGUCACGGAAAGGUAUUGCCAGUGUCGGCAUGAGGAAUUCCACGAGAAAUGCAUCCGGGAAUGGUUGGCCAUCAACCCAACCUGUCCGGUGUGUCGAGCAAUGCAAAAGCCCUAGUGAAGUAUUAAUGAUUCGUUUCUACUAAAAAUAAAAUUAAUGUAAAAUUA
This is a messenger RNA of Culex quinquefasciatus (southern house mosquito), 1264 nucleotides long. Its product is annotated as E3 ubiquitin-protein ligase RNF166. Gene Ontology annotation, molecular function: ubiquitin protein ligase activity; zinc ion binding. Gene Ontology annotation, cellular component: plasma membrane. Gene Ontology annotation, biological process: synaptic signaling; protein polyubiquitination; ubiquitin-dependent protein catabolic process. The coding region runs from base 366 to 1214 and encodes 282 amino acids. NCBI's taxonomy places the organism in Eukaryota, Metazoa, Arthropoda, Insecta, Diptera, Culicidae. The record is from RefSeq and is a predicted model, not a curated record. The transcript has 4 exons.